AUGAAGAUUUCCGCCAAACUCCAAGACCACCACCACCAGAGCCACCGUGAAACACCGCCGUCGCCGGUGCUCAUACGCGCCAAAAUACCUCUAACGAUCUUCAACCUUCCCUUCCUCUCACACUUCUCCACCACCACCACCCAUCCCUCCGACCUCUCCCUCUCUCUCUCCACCAACUUCUCCUCCGGACCCUCCCUCAAAUUCUCCUACACCACCGCCGCCUCCGCCUCCUGCGCCGCCGCCGCACCGCCGUUUAGUCUCACUCUCAAAUCCGGCACCGGCGUCUUCGGAUCCCCCACAAACUCCCCUCUCGUCAUCUCCGCUCACUUCUCCUUCGCCCAACCUAACCCUACUUUCUCUCUCCUGGUAAAGCCCCAAUUCGGAUCCUUCUCGCUCCGCAAAUCGAUCGAUUCCCACGCCGAUUCCGCCGUGAGCGACGACGCCGACGCCGGAGGCGACUCGACCUCAUAUGGAUUCGUGCCAGUGGAGAUUGCCGCAGCUCCGAAGGACAAAUUAGGGCACGAAAUUGAGAAUCCCAAUUCCGCAGCUCAGAAGAACAAAUUAGGGCAGAAAUUUGAAGUUUCAAAUUCCAAUUCCAAUUCGGUCUUCAAGGGGAUUCGAAUGGCGGCGGCGACUCAACUGCCGGUGGCGAAGAGCGUCUCGGUGAACUUCCGGUGGUGGGUGAAUUUCUCAGGCGACCAAAUGCCGGUUCUACGGAUCAACAAAAUCGGCAUUCGAAGGGCCAUAGCCGAGGCUGCAACAGACAGCGAGAAGAAGGAGAUUGUCGAGAGGAAUUCGGAAGAAUUCGAAUUCGAUCAAUUGAAAGGACUGUGUUUUUGGAUGAAAAGGGAAUUGGAUGGUUUGACAAGAGUUAACAAGGAGAUGAAAGAGGAAUUGGAAGAAAUGAAAUCUGCAGGGAAGAAGGCGAUGAUCAUGGGUUCCGGCGAGAGGCCGAGUGGGUUCGAGCAGUGGCGAAGCAGGAGGAAAGCUGGAGCUGACGACAAUGGCAAUGGCAAGAUGAAUUAUGGGGUGAAAGAAGAGAAGGACGCGGCGGCCAUGGAUGUGGAGAAUGAGUUGCAGAGAGCGAUAAUGGCUGCCACGGCGGCGGCUUCGUAG
Molecule: messenger RNA, 1116 nt
Organism: Andrographis paniculata
Lineage: Eukaryota; Viridiplantae; Streptophyta; Magnoliopsida; Lamiales; Acanthaceae
Exons: 1
Coding region: 1-1116 (371 amino acids)
Source: RefSeq, a predicted model, not a curated record